GUUCACCUUCUAAAAACAUUAGAGUGCUUUAGAGCUCUUCCUUUUUUGUUUUGAACUGAGAGAGAUUGUUAUUUUGUUUCUGUAGCAGCAAUUCGAUAUGUACGUCGUACCUUCACCUCAGCGACCGGAUCCGGGUUCAGGAUCCGGUGAUUUGCGGGUUCACCAAGCGUGGAAGUGUAGCAAUACCAGAAAUGGAAGAUCCCGCGAGUCCAUUUUUCCUUCACCACUCGAAUAAUCCUGGCCUGGUUCUUGUUUCCCAAUCUUUGACAGGGACAAUUACAACUCAUGGAGUAGAGCCAUGAAAAUUGCCCUUUCUGUCAAGAAUAAAUUAGGGUUCAUCGAUGGCUCCAUUUUUCCACCUGGUGACACAGACCCAGUCCUCAAACGUAGUUGGACCCGUAACAACGACAUGGUCAUUUCUUGGAAUCUUAAAUUCAGUAUCCAAGGAGAUUUAUGGGAGCAUUCUCUAUUCUACAUCUGCGCAUGACAUCUGGGUUGAUCUUCAGGACCGCUUUCAACAGAGUACUGGUCCAAGAAUCUUCCAAUUGCAUUGGGAGUUAACAAACCUCACCCAAGAUCAGGCUUCGGUGAGUGCAUAUUUUACAAAGCCCAAGUCCAUUUGGAAAGAACUUGGCAAUUUUCGUCCUUCAUGCACUUGUGGGAAAUGCACUUGUGGUGGUGUUCGAAACCUUGUUGCUUAUUUUCAGACUGAGUAUGCUAUGUCUUUUCUCAUGGGUCUUCAUGAGUCUUUUUCUCAAAUUAGGGCUCAAAUUCUUCUCAGCGAUCCUCUGCCUACAAUAAACAAAGUUUUUUCUCUCGUGACUCAAGAAGAAAACAGCGUCAAAUGGAUUCUCUGUCUUCCUCCUCUACCAACAAUUUGGCUUUUGCUGUCAAAGCAGAUUCCUCCAUAAAAGGCUCUCGCAAGGAACGACCCUUUUUCACUCACUGCCAGCUACAUGGUCUUACCAUCGAAAGGUGCUACAAGCUUCAUGGUUAUCCUCCAGGCUAUAAGGUGAAGCCAAAGAACACUGGACCUAAAAGCAACAGUGUUGCAAUUAAUCAAGCCUCUACCAGCCUUUUGGUUGGGAAUUUCCUGAAGGAUCUGGAUCCACUCAAAUGCUCACAGCUAAUGCAUCUCUUGUCUGAACAUAUGGCAACGUCCAACAAAAUUCCAGAGGCUGUCGUGGCUCCUUAUUCUGUUGUGUCUAACUUUGGUACUUUUUUAUCCUCUAAAUGGAUAGUAGAUUCUGGAGCCUCACAACACAUAUGUGCUGAUGCUCGAACUUUUGUGUCUAUGCGCCCUACCAAUGGGUCUAGGGUGACUUUGCCUGAAAAAACCACAAUUCAUGUUUACCUAAUUGGUGAUGUUCAACUCACGUCAUGCAUUCUUCUCAUAGAUGUCUUAUUUGUUCCUUCAUUUCGGUUUAAUCUAUUGUCUGUGAGUGCCUUAGCUACUGCAUCUCAAUUUGUCCUCACUUUCUUUCCCACAUCAUUUGUCAUUCAGGACAUGAACAAGAAGACGAUUGGCAAGGGUGAUAGAGUUGAAGAAACUUUUUCUUCAGGGAAGGUUCAUAUUUGGUCCAGAUGUAAGAUCGUUGAUCCUGACAGUUUUUCUUAUCAUUGCUCCUAUUGCAGUUUUCUGUGUCCUUGUUGCCAGAAAACUAUUCGAUGAUUUUUCUGAUCACUUGGGGAUAACCAUAAUGGCCGUUGCUGUUGUAUUCACAAUUUAUGUGACCCUCUUUCUCUCAUACACACAGACACACGCACACUUUUUAUUUUUUCUCUUUCACUCUAUAUUUUCAACAGCUUUGAUAAGGCACUUUGUUUAUAAUCAUGAGAAGCAUUGCUUUAUGUUGCAACUGCUGCAAUGGGGUACAUGUAAAAAAAACCUUUUAACUUAAUUCAAGAUAAACUGCUGCAAGCAAUGGGGUUCUGAGAAAUCACUUUUUAAAAUGAAGGUAAUCAACUAACAACAGUGAAAUUCAAGUGAUAUCUAGAAGAAUGCUUUAUUUUAUUGAUUUAUCAAAUAUGUUAGAUUACAGUAUAUACAGAUAAAAGGAAGGCUAAAUAAUUAUAAAAUCCAUCUUAUUUAAUCAUGGGAACUAAUCCUAUUUGAUUCUCAUAAAUCAGGGAAGAAUCAUAUCACUAAUUACUUUAUUGGGUUUAUCUUGUCAUAUGACAUAAAGUUAUUUUAUGUCAUCCCAAAACUACAUCGUUUUGCGAGUUAGAAGAAUUAA
This is a messenger RNA of Gastrolobium bilobum, 2237 nucleotides long. RefSeq lists its product as uncharacterized. The transcript is spliced from 3 exons. The record is from RefSeq and is a predicted model, not a curated record. The coding region runs from base 845 to 1672 and encodes 275 amino acids. Lineage: Eukaryota; Viridiplantae; Streptophyta; Magnoliopsida; Fabales; Fabaceae.